ACGGCAUCCUUCUGAGGCCGGCCAGGUUCUUAAACCAAGGGUGCCACCCUCCGAGGCACUCUUCAGAAAGGGAUUGCGGUCCCUGCUGCCGGGUCUUCCCCUCCAUGUGGCUAGGAAUUGUACAGUAACCCCAAGCAAAAAAAAAAAGAGGAAGCCAUGGGGUCUCCGGGCAGCAUGGGGAAGGAGAGACCCCUUCUGCUCACAGUGCUGGUAUCAACAAUGGUGCUAACUCCAACUUUGGCCAUUAACGUUUACACGGCAGGCGAAGUCCACGGGACGGUGGGCUCCAAGGUGACCCUUUCCUGCACCUUCUGGUCAAAUGAAUGGAUCUCUGACGACAUUUCAGUCACUUGGCGCUUUCAGCCAGAGAACGGCCGAGACGCCAUUUCGAUAUUCCACUAUGCCAAAGGCCAGGCUUAUAUAGAUAACGUUGGAGUCUUCAAGGACCGCAUUGAAUUUAUCGGGAACCCCCGCUGGAAAGAUGGCUCCAUCGUCAUCCAUGACUUGGAGUACACAGACAACGGCACCUUUACCUGUGACGUUAAGAACCCCCCUGACAUCGUGGGGAAAUCGUCCCAGGUCGUGCUCUACGUCUUUGAAAAUGUCCCUACCAGGUACGGCGUGGUGCUGGGCGCCAUCAUUGGAGGUGUUCUGCUCGUGGUCUUUGUGGUUUUGGUGAUAGCCUAUCUCAUCAGGUGUUGCUGGCUGAGGAGGCAAGCAACUCUCCAACGGAGGCUCAGCUCAAUGGAGAAAGGGAAGUUGAGGCUGGGCAAGGAUUCUUCAAAAAGAGGCCGUCAGCCUCCCGUCCUGUACGCUAUGCUGGACCACAGCCGCCUCACCAAGUCAGCGAGUGACAAAAGGUCUAAGGGAGGCCUGUGCGACCUCCGCAAGGAUAAGAAAUAGCGGUUAGCAGGCAGGGAAGGUACCCCGAAGAAGGCGGGCGAUAAAAAGGUCGUCAUGACUAUCGAGAUGGAACUGAAGAGGGACCAGCUCGAGGCUGAAGGCCUGAAGCCCGCCGUCAAGUCCCCCAGCAAGAACAGCCUCAAAAAUGCGCUCAUGAACAUCAUCAAAAGUGAUUCGGAAAAGUGAUUUGAAAGGACGGAAUGAUCCCAGGCCUCCGCUUCCGGAGGCCUGGGAUACUUUCCCCUUCGUCCAACCCUCAUGGCUUUUUGUUUCCGUAGUACUUCAUUAGCCCAUCUAGUCAGGGGCUGAUGGGAUUUUUGGCCAAUUCUUGUCCACCAAGAAACUUCCUCAGUCCCUGCUCCUCUUUUCUCCUUAACCUUGACGGAGAGAUUUUCACAUCGUAUAUGUAUAGCAAAGCACAGGGUAUAUUUACACCCAUUUAACAUUGUUAAUAACACCUAGGACUUUGUGUGUACAUAAAAGAAUGAGGUAAACUGAGGUAAAAUCAUCAGAGGCAACGAUCCAACUUAUGCUCCCUCUCAUUAUGAGGAGUGUCUUCCUCUGCGAAGUCCAGAAACAGACCAGAUAAAAGUCUUGGGACACCAUUAUAUCCAUGCUUUGCGGAAGUUAACACCAAA
Elgaria multicarinata webbii is the source of this 1541-nucleotide messenger RNA. RefSeq names its product myelin protein zero (gene MPZ). The transcript is spliced from 6 exons. NCBI's taxonomy places the organism in Eukaryota, Metazoa, Chordata, Lepidosauria, Squamata, Anguidae. Gene Ontology annotation, cellular component: plasma membrane. The coding region runs from base 157 to 903 and encodes 248 amino acids. The record is from RefSeq and is a predicted model, not a curated record. Gene Ontology annotation, biological process: myelination.